Molecule: messenger RNA, 7274 nt
Organism: Linum trigynum
Lineage: Eukaryota; Viridiplantae; Streptophyta; Magnoliopsida; Malpighiales; Linaceae
Source: the annotation of a GenBank genome assembly
GCCGAUGGUGAGUUUGAUGCCUGAUGCAAACCCGAUGAACUCCAACAAAGUCGAAACAAACAAUAUCACAUUAGCAUUCUUCGAGUGUUAAAGACCUAGCUAAUGAAGUAAUGGACUAGGAGAAAUAAAGUUUUAUUAGUGAUUGCCUAGAUUGUGCGUUGAGGAGAGUGAAGGUAAUGAUACAAGCAAGAACUAAGACUGACCAAUGACCCUGAAUUUAAUUGUGGGGUUGAUAUAUAAAUGAGAAGAAGGAAGAAGGUGCAAUAGAAUACGAAAGGAAAAGGGAGAAAGAACUUAUCUCGGUGUGUGUUAUCAUGGUUUUCCCCAAUAACAGCGAAUCGAAGAUUGCAACGAGCAUUUUAGGGUUUUGUAUGUUGUUCCCCGACGAAAUCGCCGGCAAAACUAGCCUCCAACUAGCCAAAUUUCAGGAUAAUGAUUGCCCACUAGCAAUUAUCGAUGAAUAAACAGCCUGGAUGGAGAGGAAUUCCUGGGGAAUCCGUGGAAAUUUUGAGUUGAAAUGAAUCCCCGGGAGAUUCAAUGGAGAGAAAGUAGUGAAGGAAAAAUGGGAGCAGUCAGCCGCCACGAAUGACUGCGCACUAGAGGAAAUGAGGAUUAUGGUUUCCCUGUCCUUCGUUUAGUUUAUACACUGUUGUCUAAUAUGGCGUCGGUUUGGGUGACGGGACGAGAACGAGGUAGAUAUCACGAGAUCCAUUGCCACAUGUUACAUGCUACUCGCGGGUUGGUCAAGCCUACCCCUCUCAAAUACAAGCAAAAGAAUAAUGGAUUUGAUUUUUGAGCAGAUUCACAUAAUCAUUAAUGACUUGUGAUUAUUAUUAUUAUUGUUAUUAUUUUUACAGAAAGAUAGCUUGUGAUUAAUUAGGGGCUUUUGGGUGUGAACUGUUAAAAUUGGGUACUGGGUGUGACAAUAAUAUGGAAUUCUCCUUGCUUUUUCAGUUUUUCUUCUUGGUGCAUCGCUAUUCUCUCUCCUCGUCGUCCUCUCGGUAGCCCCAAAUGAGGAAAUGAUCCAGUGCAUCCGCUCUCUCUCUUUCUCGCGGGUCCCACAUGAUAGCCUUUCUUUUCUGCGUUUCUCUCUCUUUAAAUCACUCGCCUACCUUUCUCUCUUCCCCUUCUGCUUCACUGUGCGCACCAACCCAAAAAAGGAGCAGAAACUAAAAAUCUCGCAGUCCCUGUUGGCUACCGGCGUUUCCAAUCCGCCAUCACCGAUCGCAUUCCUUCUCUCUAUGGAGAAUCCUCAGAACCCUCUCGGCCUUCUCCCUUUCCUCGUCUGAAAUACACUUUCUGGCUGCCUUCCUUUUUUUUUUUUUUCUCUCUCCUUUAAUUCUGGGUUCAGCUCCGGGAAAACAAAAUCAGAGAGAGGGGGAAAGAAUGGAGAAAAAACAAGGGUUCUUCUCGGCUCUGAAAGAUGAAGUGGUUCGUGGGCUUUCCCCAUCUCGCUCGCGCUCCCGUUCCCGUUCCUGCAGCCCUGCCCGAACCGCUUCGCCGUUUUCGGGUCUCCUCCGGCGGAAGAAGGGUUCCGGCGCCGCCAACUGCUACGUGUCCCAGCCGGAGCCGUUGAUCGGGAGAUCCGGAAGCUUGAGGCCGGUGGUUGGUGAGACGCUAACGCCGUUAAUGGAAGGUCCCAAUCCCGACGGGGAAGGGGAGCCCAAGCCCGUCGGGUCGAGUCUGGGCCAGUGGAUGAAGGGUCAGCUGUCGAGGACGCCGUCAGUGGCCGCUGGCGCUGCCUACAGGAGGUCCGAUCUGAGGCUUCUUCUUGGAGUAAUGGGUGCGCCGUUGGCUCCGGUUCACGUUAGCAGCACGGACCCUUUGCCUCUGCUCAGCAUUAAAGACACUCCCAUUGAAACUUCCUCGGCUCAGUACAUAUUACAGCAGUACACUGCAGCAUCUGGAGGGCAGAAGCUGCAGAACUCAAUUCGGAAUGCUUAUGCUAUGGGGAAGAUCAAAAUGAUAACAUCAGAGUUCGAGACGGCCACAAAGGUUGUGAAGAAUCGAAAUGGUGCCAGAGGCGCUGAGACGGGCGGAUUUGUUCUCUGGCAGAUGGAUCCAGACAUGUGGUAUGUUGAGCUUGCAGUGGGUGGUAGCAAGGUUCAUGCUGGCUGCAAUGGGAAGCUUGUUUGGCGCCACACCCCAUGGCUGGGUGCCCACACUGCUAAAGGACCUGUUCGGCCUUUGCGACGUGCACUUCAGGGUCUUGAUCCAAGGAUCACAGCGAGCUUGUUUGCUGAUGCAAAGUGCAUAGGGGAGAAGAAGAUUAAUGGGGAGGAUUGCUUUAUGCUGAAGCUAUGUGCUGAUCCCCAGACAUUGAAGGCAAGGAGUGAAGGUCCAGCUGAGAUUAUAAGGCACGUUCUGUUUGGCUACUUCAGUCAAAAGACUGGACUUCUUGUUCACAUGGAGGAUUCACAUCUGACCCGAAUCCAAUCCAACGGCGGGGAUGCGGUGUACUGGGAGACCACAAUCAACUCUUUCAUGAAUGAUUACAGGCCAGUGGAGGGCAUAAUGAUUGCACAUUCUGGUCAUUCCGUGGUGACCCUCUACAGAUUUGGCGAGAUGGCGAUGAGCCAUACCAAGACCAAGAUGGAGGAAUCUUGGAGCAUCGAAGAGGUGGCUUUCAAUGUCCCGGGCCUCUCGGUCGACUGCUUUAUCCCUCCUGGAGACCUGAGGUCCGGUGCCAUCAGCGAAAGUUGCGAGCUUCCCCUGGACGAGAGAGCGAAAGGCGCCACAUCGAUAGCAGCAGCAGCAUACCGGGCCAAAGUUGCAGCCAUAGAGAAGUGUCACGAUAUGCAGGUGGACAGCAAUCUGUGGAAGAUGGAGCUUUGAUAGUUGGUUGAGGGUUUAACACCAUGGGGGAAGGAAAAUCCAAAUUCCAAAAAGUAGGGCAAUUGUUUAUAGUGAGUGGUGACUAGGUUUCAGCUGUUGACUAACCCAGUUUAGAAGAAUGGUGAUGGAUGAAGCACACUAUUAUUAUAUUAGGUCGUGGAGAGGGGGUUUCAAGUCUUUUGGUCUUUGUUUUGGUUGAGUCCUGGGACUUGGGUUAAAAAUGCCUCUGUUAGUCUGUAAAUAGGAAGGAGCAUAAUCAUCAUUCUUGCAGGUCGUAACUAAGGGCGGCCUGGACUUUGAUAGAUCCUUAUGCUCUCUUAGGUGCAGAGUCCAACCUAGGUGAGUUGGAGGCUCAGUUUUCCAGUUAGGGAUUGUGAGCUAACGGAGGUGGAAUAUAUUUAUAGUUUUUUUCCCACUUGGUUUUCGCCUUCCAUGGUUUUGAGGGGAAGGUGGGUGGAAGGAGAGAAAGGAACCAUUAUCAGCCCCAAGCCAGGCAGGCAGGGCAGGCAGAUAAGUGUAGUAAUUAUUGUUAUUAAUUAUUGCCAUCUUUUGAGCAUAAGAGACUUAGAGAGCAGAAAAGCAGAAGAAAGGGAAAAGAAACUGCUAUUGAUUUUUUCGUGCAGAGCUGCAUCAUUUUGUUUGUUGUUCUUCUGGGCUUGAUGGCGUGGAGAGAUGUAUUACAGUAUUAGCCGUUUCUUUUGGGAAAGAAAAUGCUAGGUUGUUCAAUCAAUAAGACAUGAGGUUGAUAUAGAGUCUUACGAAGUUGUUAUAGUUUGUUUUUCUAAUAUUUAAGAAGGCGCUAGGUAUAAGACGGUUAUUGGAGUGCGUUGCCUAACCAAUGCAUAGGCAUUAGAUGUUCAGUAACUAACAUAAUACUUAACAACAAGAAAGGAAAGUAGCUCACAAGUACAUAUAAUCCACAGGUCAAUAGCUUAUAUAGUUCUUGGGCUACGAAAAAUUAUUGAUAUAGAUGAUCGUGUUUGUAGAUGAUGUUGAUUUCUCCUUUUAAUAUUGACUACCUAGCUCACUCUAAUAUGCGCGCAGACAACACCUAUGUGCUUCCUUACUUCAUGGUAUGUUCUUAAUUUCUAACUUGUUGCGAAGCUCCUAAACAACGAGACGCUAGGUAUAAGACGGUUAUUCUAGGUUGUUCAAUCAAUAAGACAUGCGGUUGAUAAUUACGAAGUUGUUAUAGUUUGUUUUUCUAAGAUUUAAGAAGGCGCUAGGUAUAAGACGGUUAUUGGAGUCUUGCCAAUAGCCUAGGUGUUGCCUAAUGCAUAUGCGUACUUAAGCAUAAGGUUAAGCACACUUUCUAGAACCAUGAUGUUUUUUUGUGUGGAAUUUUCAUUUUCCAAAAUUUAUUUUCAACCUGAAGUUUUAGCAAAAGCAUACACAUUUUCCUCAUUUUUUUUAUUGAAAAUUAGAAUUAAUAAUAUUACUUUUUCUUCUACUAUAUAUUUUUUUCCAAACGUGUUCCUUUACUGUAUUUCAAAUAAGAACUACCCCUCUUCCCAACAUGCCCUUAAAUAAUUUUUUUUUAACAAAAAACAUGCCCUUAAAUAAGGUUGAACCACGGUUGGGUCAUAUGAAAAGAAUCAAUUGAUUGAUUGUAAGAUCGCGUUAAUAAUUUUAGUUUAUAUGCUAUAGCAAGUGAUAUGGUUCGAUCGAUAUACAACCAAUUUAUAUAUUUGAUUUUGACAGAAAAAAUAAAAAAUCAUUAAAAUCGAAAUGAAUUGUGCAUGUAAAUAAUCUGUUUUUAAAACAAUCCACCUAUAAGUUGGUAUUAGGCCUAAAUAAUAAGAUCUAAUAGUUCUAAAAUCUGCUCGAAGUUUUGUUGGUAAAGUGGAGUUUGGCUGGUAACAAAAGCAGCAGCUAAGAGAGAAACACUGAGACAGGGGCUACUGAAUUCUGGUCGGUUAGACUGCACGCAGCUCGUCGCCAAGGGCAAGGAGUGUUGUGUAAGAUUGUGUAUGAAAAUGGGUAGCAGCUAGCAUUGUAAAAAGAUGCCAUUCUGUUCAAUUAAAAAGCUGAGCUCCAUCUGACCGUGAAUGAAUCAAUGAAUAUAUGAACAUGUUUUUUUUUUUUAUCAUACACAACAAGUGGGUUGACAGAAUUUGUAAGGAAUGUCAUUGUUGCUGGAGCGGUGGUGGGCAAAAAGUGGAGGUAUAAUGUUGCUCUUGCUGUGCCUUCACCAGUGGCAAACUGGCAAUCCCUUUUUAUAUAUCUAUUGAUAUCUUACCUUUUGGGAAUGGAUGGAACUCUGAGUACUGUAGGGCUGAAAAUUGGCCCGGCCUGUGUCACUAAUCUUGUCUGACCGUCAUUGAAGAGUAAAGAUACAUAAUUGACAUGUCCUGCUCUUGUUUCUUUCAUGACCUGUCUGACCCUUUAGGGUUGGGACGAGUCAGAAAGGGUUGGGUUAGUGGGUCGAUCCUAAUAAAGUAUACUAAUUUCUAAAAAUUAUAAUUUGGUACUCUAAUUUUAUUUUUUCUUAUAUUUUAGUACCUCCAUAUUAUUUUCUUGCAAAUAAGUCCCAAAAUUUUUAUGGUAAAAUUACGUUUUGGUACCCAAAAUUAUUUUUUUAACAAUUUAGUACCUGGACUUUUAAAACUUUACAAAUAGGUCCAACGUAUUUGUAUGAUGCUAAGAGUCAUAGGGUCAAAAAAUGACCCGGCCCUAAAUUGACCCGACCCUACACGACCCGACCCUAUGUUAACCCGACCCUAAGCUGACCCUGUAUACAAACUGACCCAGCUCGACCCUGAGGGUCGGGGCGGGUCAGUGGAUUUUAAGGGUCAAACUUACACCCCUACUGCGCAGACCUUCCCUGAAGUUAAAGGAUAUUUGUAAAAUCAUAUUGAGGUUGUUGAAUAACAUAAUUUAAUAGUUUUAUACUCUAAAUUUAUAAUGAAUUGCUGAAAGUUAUCCUAAAAUUACUAACCUUCAUUUCAAUGCAGAUGCAAUACAUAAUUAUCUUAUUGGUCAUUUUAAUUUUACAUUCAAAUCACCCACCAAACAACUUAGUCGGCCCUUCUCCCUCGACGAAAAACACCGGCAAGAAACUCGACUACCAGCCUAUGCUCUCCCUCUACACUACAACGAUGAUGAUGAAAUAGCUUCAAAUCCACUUCAGAUUUUGACUCGGCUGGUGGCAAGUUCGUCUUUUAACCCACACUCAGAAUCGCCAACGCCGACGAGAACCUCUUGUGAAAACAAUGCUUCCCUCUUUUUACACGCGGUCUCGUAGAAAUCAAGCUGCAAGGAUAGCUCAUAAACUUAUGUCAAUCUAACGUUUUUGAAUGAAAGAUUUCAAAGAGCAAAGUCGUUCGAGCAUAUGAACAAAUAUGGCAACAAACAACAAUAGAUGAACAAAUACUUAGGUUUGAAUUCUUCUAGUGGUAGAACUAUAUGUGAUUUAUGCAAGUCUUAUCAAAAUUUCCCUAUCUUCUGGGUUGUGAGAAAUAUCCUAGACUAGUGAAUAACUAUGUUAUGGACUCAAUCACUCUUCUAUGUACCUACGUUAUGCACUUAUGCUAAUGGCCAUGUAAAUAACUAGUAACCUAGAGCAUUAUCCCUAGACUUAUCCAAUGGGUUAAAUUCCUGUGCUACAAUACAACCCUUUAUCUUUUAUAAAGGAAGUUGUUUCUACAACCCAAUGCUCAUGCUCAUAUUAAAAAUACAUUUGAUAGAUUGCAACGAAUCGAUGAGUUUAUUAUUCAUUAGUUUACUUGCUUCCGAAGUUAGUGUUGACUUUACUUAUUGUAACUGCCAGCUAUAAAAGAGCAUUUUCAGCUAUGAAGUUAGUAAAAACGAUCUUCAAAAUCGAUCGAGUGACCAAUUUAAGAAUAAUUUAUUUAUAUCGUAAAAAUUUGAUUUGCAACAUAAACGAUGAAUUUAUUUCACAAACCUUUCAAAAUAUGAAAAACAGUAGUGGUUUAUUCUAAAAACAAUGACAUUGUGAAUUUUAUAAACACAUUUUAAUGAGCUUAUUAAUUAAUUAUUUAUUUAUAAUUUUAUUUUUUUCCGGCACACAUAUUCCAAAGUUCUGGAUCCGCUACUGAUAUUUAUAAACUAUCAUGUGUAUUUUGCCAAUAUAAAAGAUAAGUGAUUCACAACAUCUUUGGUUUAUCGAUGCAAACUUUUCCUUUUACCCCCUUCAUUUCUUUUCUUGUUUCUUUAACUUUGCCUUUUUCAGACAUUGUCUCCCUCCACUGAUGUCCAAUUUCUCAACUCUUCACUAUUGUGAAGUCAUCAUGAUGUCAUACCCAUGGCAAUUGGCAUCCACUCUUUUUCUUCUCGAGGAAGCAAGGUAAGGUUUGCUUCACAUUCUGGUCAAAGUUCUAUGCCAGCCUGCUACUCUCCCCAAUCUCCAAUGUCCAAAACUCCACACACAAUAGUUUCUUUUGGUUUUGGUGACAGUUAAAUCAAUUCAUUGUGAUCAA